Molecule: messenger RNA, 1899 nt
Organism: Cantharellus anzutake
Lineage: Eukaryota; Fungi; Basidiomycota; Agaricomycetes; Cantharellales; Hydnaceae
Exons: 8
Coding region: 404-1768 (454 amino acids)
Source: RefSeq, a predicted model, not a curated record
GGUGACGUGACUUUGUGCUGUGGGGCGUGCUUUAUCGAUCGAGCCUGUACAGAAUCCGCAAAUCAACGACAAUUGCGAGCGAGUGGGCCACACGCCCAGUCACUCUUGUGCAGCAAUGUGUCCAAAUCCCCAACAGCGCAGGGUCAUCAACACACAAAUGCCUUGUAGGUGGAUCCUGCCUAACAAAUGCCCACAACGAGAAGGUUAUCGGAUUGCCCUGCUUUGUGCGUGAAAUCAUUUCAAGGCUCAUAAGCUAUCAUUGUCCCGAUGUGCGGAACUGCGCGGGAGAGUGUGGCAGUGACAUUUAUGUAAUUCGAAAUCACACGGGGCUGUUCCUGGGCCUGGUUGUUAGACGCCCUCGCCCAUCCGAUCUGUGCGCCAGACAUCUAAGAUUACAGAUACUAUGGCAUCCACUCAACCGCAAAACACUAACCCAACAGUUGUAACCCGACCCGUCAACGGGACAACAGGACAGAUCGAUCCCUCUGUUCCCACUGGACAAACGGUGAAUCCAUCAUGCCAGAGUGUAGGAAGUGGCGAAGCUACUCCUCCUUUUCCGCCCAAGGAGCCUCAGGAGCCAGUUACUCAGCCAUCAAGCGACCAGCGAGGAGCGCUUAAUCAGGAUGUUUCCAGACCUAGCACUAAGAAUGACUCUGUGCCUAUCAAGUCUCGGCCAGACUCUCCUCAAGUUCCCCCGAAGCAUCCAGAUGGGAAAAGGGACGGCCACCUUGCGCGCAUCGGGGCGUGGCCAGGGCCCAAGGCAUAUCCAGGGCUGAUACCCGGGAACCAUGCGCCUCAGCAGCAGCUCAAUGCCCCAAAUCCUUAUCCUCAAUACUUGACCCCUUAUCAACAACAACAACAGCAGCAGCAACAGCUCCAAUUUGUUCAUCAAGAAGCAUGGAAACAAGCUACAGACCACUUUGGAAACCAAAUAAACACCCUGAGCUCCGCGAACGACGAUUUGAAGAGGAGACAACGAGAACUGCAAGAUGAUGUUGUCAGGCUCACAAAGGAACUUCGCGAGGCCCAAGCGGGUUACGCCAAUCUCCGCAAGCACCUGCAAGUUGGUGAUGAUACCGAGGCAAGGGAUAUUGUCACUGAGUUCAGAGAUGUCAACCGCGCUAUAGAAGAUGCUGCUCGUUUCAUUGCGGAUGCAUCUCUGAAGCAUUUUGAAAACAGGGAUGACCUCACAACCGGAAAUGCUCAAAACUUCGAUGCCUUGAAGGAAUCAUUCCUCAGGGGGAUGCCACCACUUGAAGAAAUGCUUGACUACGGGUUUCGUUCGAUAUUGUGCCAGGUGCUGUUCGAUGAGAUAUUCAAACCUUUUCAUCCUGCUUUUGGUCGCGGGAACCGGACGGACAAAACGGAAAGACUCGAUAGACACUUGAGGGAUAUAUACAAACAAAUUCGCAUCCAAGAACCUCAGGUUGUAGCUGGACGCUGGCGCGCCAAUACGUACAAGGCACUGGAUGCUCAAGUCAACAGUCACGACGCACUCCUAUCCAACAUCGUCCAAUUUGUCGUGAAUGACAAUCUUAUAUCCCUCUUGACAGCCAUCUUCCCUCAACCCCUCCAACCUGGGAGCGAGAUCUAUAAUCAUAUCCAGACGGAUGUCCUCCUUUUUGACUUUGUCCCAUUCCAUCAUACUGUGAUCUCUGUGGGGACGCUUGGGUUGAAGUCAAUACUUGCUGUCGAGGGGAAGCGAGACCCUGAAAUGCGGAUACAAGAGAAAGUCAAGAUAUUGACGACACAGUUCUUUGGAGAUUAGGGGGAUCAGGGUCUCUUUCAGAGAGCUGGGCCCCUUUGGGUUUUUGAUAAGUUUCUUGCAUCAACACCCGUGUAUCUGCUUACUCCUGUACAUGCUCACACAUGAUAAUCAUUUCGGCGAGAAUAGCAACG